Molecule: messenger RNA, 963 nt
Organism: Bacidia gigantensis
Lineage: Eukaryota; Fungi; Ascomycota; Lecanoromycetes; Lecanorales; Ramalinaceae
Exons: 2
Coding region: 1-963 (320 amino acids)
Source: RefSeq, a predicted model, not a curated record
AUGCAUCGCAUAGGCGUCUUCCCCGCGUCAGGAAAAUUGGGCACCAGCAUCUACACGCACCUCAGCAAACACGUCGAUCCGGCCGACGUGAUUUUGAUUUCGAGGAACCCGGACAAAAUCGCGCCGGAGGUGAUCAACGCGGGCGCGGCGACGCGGCAAGCCGACUACGACGAUCUGGAAUCGCUGCAUCAUGUCUUCAAGGGGAUUUCGCAUCUGGUGCUGAUUUCGUAUCCGAGCUUGGAGAUCGAGCAUCGCGUCGAGGCUCACAAGACCGCCAUCAUCGCCGCCGUCGCAGCAGGCGUUUCGCACAUCUUCUACACCUCCCUCGCCUUCGGCGGCGACUGCACGCCCACCUCCAUCGCGCACGUGAUGCAAGCCCAUCUGCAAACCGAAGCCUAUCUGAAACUGCUCAUGGUGCAGAAACCCGGUUUCUCCUUCACAGCCAUCCGAGAGGGGUUGUACGCCGAGUCCUUCCCUAUGUACAUGGGCUUUCCCGACUUGCGCGGGUCGACGAUGGAUUUGCGGAUUCUCUGUGAUGGCAAAGGGCCUGGGCUCGCGUGGGCGAGCAUUGACGAUUUGGGAGAGGCGACUGCGAAAUUGGUGGAGCGGUAUUGUAAGGGGCGUGAUGUGAGGGAGUAUGAGAAUCGCGUGGUGCUGUUGUCGGGUCCGAGGGCGUAUAGUCUUGCGGAGACGGUGCAGAUUCUGGGGUCGAUUGCGGGAGAUAGGAUGGCGGUGCAUAAGGUGGGUAUUGAUGAGUAUGCGUGUGAUCCGGUGGUUCAGGACAAUCUUGAUUCGCAUGGCGAGGUGGAUGUUCCGUUGAAGUGGGCGACGAGUUUCAAGGCUGUGGAGGCGGGCGAGACUGCGGUUCCUUCGAAGAGACUGGAGAGGUUGCUGGGGAGGAGGCCGGAGACUUUCGAGAAGGCUAUGGGAAGGAUGAUCAGAGAGGCGCACAAGGGAAAAUGA